GGGACGAUUUUAUUUUUAUCAUUUUCUUUUCUUCUUCUUGUUCCUGCAAAACCCUGCACAUUUUCCCCCUCUUCUCAUCAAUAAAAAAAUUCCCAAAUCAUUCUCCAUAGUAGGCAAAGAGAAGUUACCACGUAUAAAUCCAUCAUAAUAAAAAGAGCCAAAACUGUGAAAUUUUGGUAAAAAAACCAGUGAGUUCCUUUGUUUCAAGGUUUGGAUAUUGUUAAAGGAAUAAAUAACAAAAUACGGAGACUAAAUCUUGCAUUUUGAUUACUUGUUAUGGAGGAGCAAUCAUUCUUUAGCAAGUUCCUUGUCAACCUUCGUUCCUCUUGCAAGUAUUACACUGGCUAUCCUAAGGAUCUUGGACCGUCGAAGGUCAUUCACUUUACCUCGGAACGGGAAUUUGUCCAACUUCUUCAUCAAGGCUACCCGGUAGUUGUUGCAUUUACGAUCAAGAGUAACUACAGCAAACAUCUUGACAAAGUUCUAGAGGAGUCUGCAGCUGAGUUUUAUCCACAUGUAAAAUUUUUACGUGUCGAAUGCCCGAAGUAUCCUGGGUUUUGCAUAACAAGACAAAAGAAGGAAUAUCCAUUUGUUGAGAUAUUUCAUAGUCCAGAACAGGCAGCUGCACAGGGCAAAGUUGCUGAUCCUAAUAUUACCAAAUACUCUGUCAAAGUUUUACCUUUCAACUAUGACGUAAGUGCUUAUGGAUUUCGUGAGUUCUUCAAACGGCAUGGAGUCCGAUCAUCAGAUUCAAAUUAAAAGUUAAGGAGUAUCCGACAUGGUAUGGAAUCCAGUAGCUAUCAGGGAUGUUAUGACCAAUGCAGACAACUAUGGGAGUUAUCGAGUUGGAACUAGUUUGUUGCACAACUUGUAAAGAAUAAUGUUCUAUUUUGCUUAGCUCACAGUACCCUUUUUGAAUACCUUGGUUUUGCUGAUACUAAUUAGAAUUUCAGACCUCUCUGCACACUACUGUGGCAUGCCACAUGAACUAGUGUUUUGGCCUGCAUCAUCUAUAAUUAUUCACAUAAUUGACUAGUCUA
Molecule: messenger RNA, 1040 nt
Organism: Lycium ferocissimum
Lineage: Eukaryota; Viridiplantae; Streptophyta; Magnoliopsida; Solanales; Solanaceae
Exons: 7
Coding region: 277-759 (160 amino acids)
Source: RefSeq, a predicted model, not a curated record